ACUAUACCUUCCUGUAUCUGUGUUUAUGUAUGUGUCUUUCUUAACUGGCAGGCACAAUGAAGCUUGACUCCAGGUUAACAGAGCUGUUCAGUGGGGUCCUGCUGGCUCUCUGUCUGCUGAGCCUCUGUGGAGAGGCAGUGUCCAGUGGCAACCAGGGCCUACGGGGACCCACCGGGCGGGCAGAGGGGAGGACGAGGAUGGAGCAGAGGACAGGGACCUGUGAAGUGGUGGCGGCCCACCGCUGCUGCAACCGGAGACAGAUAGAGGAGCGCUCUCAGACGGUCAAGUGCUCCUGCUUCCCGGGACAAGUGGCCGGCACCACCAGAGCCUCGCCAUCUUGUGUUGAAGCCUCCAUCGUGCAGCAGAAGUGGUGGUGUAGGAUGGAGCCGUGUCUGGCGGAUGAGGAGUGUCGGGUUCUCCCCGACCUCACCGGCUGGUCCUGCAUCUCCGGGAAUAAAGUGAAGACCACCAAGGUGGCACGGUAGGGAGACGGUUCUCAGGUUCUACUCUUCUGCAAGUCAGCCUCAACUCCCUGCCGUCGUCUCAAAAAACUACCACCAGACUGUACCCAACAGGGAGCCCCCACCCGACACCCCCGUCAGGAACACAAGCUCCUCUCAACAAGGCCUCCAGGACGGAUCCAAAACUGCCGAUCCGUCGGCUCCCGUCAGCCUGGAUCGAUCAACCCCCCCCCCCCCGGGGGACGUGUACCUGGUCACUACCACCACCACCCCGCACUCCUCCUCGGUUUCCUUUUACAUUCUUUCGGUGUGUUUCUGUAUCGUUGUUCUGAAGCUGCCGUCUGAUGAGUCCAUUAAGGACAUACCGCGGGGCGGCGGCUCGAGUGGCGCGCUCUGGUUCCUCUGUGGUCCGAGGCGCGGCUCCUCUGGGCUCAGCCUCGCCAACAGCAGUCCUCGGUGGUUCCAGCCAUAGAUAUGCCUGGCACGUGGCCAGCCACUCAAUCAGGGUUUGGACGGGGGAGCUGGCAGGACGUUUAAAGAGAGAUUUCUCUUUCUGGACUACUCUCAGAACGCUGGAUGUGCUUUCCCCCGACUUAUUGGAACAGAGCGAUGGCGAACAUUUUUGAUUACCGGUAAUAAGCAGAGGCACCGGUGGGAGAGAUGGGACUUUGGAAAUGUGUUUCUUUGUUUGGGACACCGGGUCCUCUCACCAGAUGUUCUUACCACAAACAAGCAGGAACACACAGGCUCCAAGACAAUCUGUGCGACUGUGUGUGUGUGUAAUACACUUGCACACAACCACACGCACACACACACACACACACACACACAC
Messenger RNA from Gadus morhua (Atlantic cod), 1293 nucleotides. Its product is annotated as chemokine-like protein TAFA-2. Gene Ontology annotation, molecular function: receptor ligand activity. The transcript has 4 exons. NCBI's taxonomy places the organism in Eukaryota, Metazoa, Chordata, Actinopteri, Gadiformes, Gadidae. The record is from RefSeq and is a predicted model, not a curated record. The coding region runs from base 57 to 485 and encodes 142 amino acids.